AUGUACAAAUUUUUUAAACUUUGCAUUGAAACGAUAGUGGCUACAAUGAUAACAUUGAGAGAUUUAAACUCCCCGAUUCGCAUCAUGCACCGUACCAAGGGAGGAAAAAUAUUCAGCCUCACAUUAAGCUCCCUAUAUUCCUCCUUCUCACCAUCCUCCUCUCAUAAACAAAACGAUGAAAAUGAAAAAGCUUGGGUCAAAUUAUCUUCAUCGAGUAAAAUUAUUUAUUUAGAUAAACUGUCAGAUGAUAAUUAUUUAUUUCAAACACUGAAAACGAUACAUGGUGGCAUAAAGAGCGGCAAGCCUGUCAGCAACUCCCCGCCCAGACUUCUCGAAUGGUUCUUCUCGAAAUCGGCCGACCUCGAAAAUGAUGGUAGCAGGAAGGGUGACAGCGUUAAUAUCAUUCUUUUGUGGCACUCCAUGGCGGCUGAACAUUUCAACAAACAGCAGUUGAGUAAAACUUCAAGCCAUCAACCACAACAACAACAACCACCACCACUACAACCACAACAUAUUGACGACAUUGAAGAUUCAAACAAUGUUCGUCUGGCGUUGAACGAAUUAAAAUUUCCAGGUCUUAGCAUGGAUGUGAUUUCCUUAUCAAUGGCUUUCCAUUCAUCCUUCCCCUUCAAACAAUCGUUACAUUCCGCUGUUGAAAGCCUCGCAGCCAAAGGAACGUUACAAGAACUGAAUAGAAGAUGGUCUUCAUCAGCUGCACCCAGCCAUCCACAUCGGGAUGAUGAAGAUGAUGACGAAGAUGAUGUUGGUGAUAGUGAUGAUGACACCAGCGACAUGAAAAGUGGUGUUGCCAGUUUCACGAUUGGACUCUGCAUGUUGCACUGUUUCAUUUUGUUGUUGAUCGUCCUGUGCAGCUCUCUGCAUUACUACAAGAUGAAGUUGCGACAGUCACUUCUCGAUGAAAUGGAAUCUGAUGAUGCUCAAGAAUCGUCGUCAGCGGCCGUAAAAAGCUCCAACAACAACGUGGAAGCUCCAAUCACUACAGCAACCACAACGACGGCAGCUGAAUUCUCGAGAAGUUUGGAUUCCCUGCCAACGACCUCAAACUCUGCCGACCAACUCCAACGUAUCAGAAAUUCAAACUUUUUCGACGAUAGAAUCGACGAGUUUGAUUUUGCCAACAAUUAUUUUCAGGACAAAGAGGAGCACCAGCUCUUCCAAAUGCCUCCUUGCCUCUCCCACCCCUACCAUCAUCACCAUCAUUUCCACGAUUACCACUCCACACAUCCCCAUCACUUUGCCACAAACUACUUCGAACGACAUCAGUUUCCGAAAGUUGCUUACGACAGCAUCGACAGCGAAAGGUCGGAUAGUAGAAUGCACUUGACGCAGAAACGUCGGCAGUAUCGAACAACGCAGCCACAUCAAUUUCAACAAAAACUACGAUUACAGCAACAGCAACAGCAAAGGCAAUAUCACACGUUGGCCGAUCGACGCUCAGAAAAUUCGCAGCAACAAAAAUCAACUACCUCAACAAUUUCUCGACCUCACAAAUGCAAAGCGGUCAAGGGAGUUCAAUGUCAAGAUGACAGCGGCUCAAGGUCAUCCUCAUUUCCUCUCUGGCGUAGACAGACCAAUAUUUUUUAG
Helobdella robusta is the source of this 1605-nucleotide messenger RNA. RefSeq lists its product as hypothetical. The transcript has 5 exons. The record is from RefSeq and is a predicted model, not a curated record. Lineage: Eukaryota; Metazoa; Annelida; Clitellata; Rhynchobdellida; Glossiphoniidae. Bases 1 to 1605 code for a protein of 534 amino acids.